AUGUCGGGAAAGAAACCAGCUAAAGGCAGGCCAGAAUCUGCACCAACGCCAGUCCUUAAACAAGGAUCAUAUGUAUUCCGUGAUGGAUCAACCUAUAAUGGCGAAUAUGCAGAGGUCAAGAGCACAACUGACCCAGGAACCGUGAUUCAGAGGCACGGAACGGGCACAUUCGAAAACAAAGAGACGGGAUUACUGUAUAUCGGUGGUUGGGAGGCGGAUAAGAUGUCUGGAACUGGAUCUAUGCGGUACUCUGAUAAGAGCUCGUAUGAAGGAUCUUGGAAGGACGGUCUGUUUCAAGGGGCUGGAUGCUAUACGUACCCAGACGGUUCGAAAUACGAUGGUGAUUUUGAUAAAGGAUUGCCUCAAGGACCAGGCAAAGUCAUUGAUGCAAAUGGCCAGAAAUGGGCUGGAUCGUUUAAUGGUGGGAAGGGACUGGGUCUCGUUCCUGAGAUCGCAUGA
This is a messenger RNA of Synchytrium microbalum, 459 nucleotides long. RefSeq lists its product as uncharacterized. The transcript has 4 exons. Lineage: Eukaryota; Fungi; Chytridiomycota; Chytridiomycetes; Synchytriales; Synchytriaceae. The record is from RefSeq and is a predicted model, not a curated record. Bases 1 to 459 code for a protein of 152 amino acids.